Molecule: messenger RNA, 2721 nt
Organism: Suricata suricatta (meerkat)
Lineage: Eukaryota; Metazoa; Chordata; Mammalia; Carnivora; Herpestidae
Gene: SLC25A27
Product: solute carrier family 25 member 27
Exons: 9
Coding region: 193-1170 (325 amino acids)
Biological process (GO): response to cold
Source: RefSeq, a predicted model, not a curated record
UGGACCGCUUCAGCCCGGGGAUGCCUGGAAGGCUGCAGGUUCGCGGGGUCGCCUGACUGAGCCGAGCGAGAGAAAUGGUCCCCGCCCCGCCACUCGCCGGUUGAGAACGGGCCGCCCUGGCAGAGUGGGAGGCCAGCCGCGGCGCGGGGCGCCGGCCAGAAGGGGUGCAUUGUCGUCCUGUCUUGCUGCUGAAUGUCGGUUCCAGAGGAUGAGGAGAGGCUUUUGCCGCUCGCCCAGAGAUGGCCCCGAGCGAGCAAAUUCCUCUUGUCGGGCUGCGCGGCUACCGUGGCCGAGCUAGCAACCUUUCCCCUCGAUCUCACAAAAACUCGACUCCAAAUGCAAGGAGAAGCUGCCCUUGCUCGGUUGGGGGACAGUGCAAGAGAGUCUGCUCCCUAUAGGGGCAUGGUACGCACAGCCCUAGGGAUUGUUCAAGAAGAAGGCUUCCUAAAGCUUUGGCAAGGAGUGACACCUGCCAUUUACAGACACGUAGUCUACUCUGGAGGUCGCAUGGUCACCUAUGAACAUCUCCGGGAAGUUGUCUUUGGCAAAAGUGAAGAUAAGCAUUAUCCUCUUUGGAAAUCAGUGAUUGGAGGCAUGAUGGCUGGUGUUGUUGGCCAGUUUUUAGCCAACCCAACCGAUCUAGUGAAGGUUCAGAUGCAAAUGGAAGGGAAAAGAAAACUUGAAGGGAAGCCUUUGCGGUUUCGUGGUGUGCAUCAUGCAUUUGCAAAAAUCUUAUCCGAGGGAGGAAUACGUGCACUCUGGGCAGGCUGGGUGCCCAAUAUACAAAGAGCAGCGCUGGUGAACAUGGGAGAUUUAACCACUUAUGAUACAGUGAAACACUAUUUGGUACUGAAUACACCACUUGAGGACAAUAUCAUGACUCAUGGUUUAUCAAGUUUAUGUUCUGGACUGGUAGCUUCUAUUCUGGGAACGCCUGCUGAUGUCAUCAAAAGCCGAAUAAUGAAUCAACCACGAGAUAAACAAGGAAGGGGACUUUUGUAUAAAUCAUCAACUGACUGCUUGAUUCAGGCUGUUCAAGGAGAAGGAUUCAUGAGUCUAUAUAAAGGCUUUUUACCAUCUUGGCUGAGAAUGCAAUCUGGUUCUGGUUGGAUUACACAAGGCCACCCAGUGAGACCCGGCACAGAAUUUUCAAGAAGAUUCGGAUCCUGAGCACUUGCCUUGGGCGAGAAGAUUUGACCUUUGAGAUGCUCUUCUAUGCUGAGGAGCCAACUUAGAGAAGUGCCAAAGGGAGACAGCAGCUCAGACCUAAAGUAGACAAUAGGAAUGUGGAAGAAUACAUACAUACUUAGUGAUUAAGAAAUAUAUUUAAACUGUUGUCCGUAUUUCAAUUGAAAUUUGGGGAUUCAUUUUUCUGUUGUUAACAUGCACAUACUGUAAAUUAAAGGGAGGUGAAUGAAAAUUCAUAAAUAAACAUUUUGAAUUCCCCUAGUGGUGAAGGAAAUUGAUGUACCUUUUCUUGCCAAGAGCACAGAAAAUGCCAAUUUGAGACAAUGUUUGGAUUUCAAGGAAAGAAGCUCCUUUCUGUCAAAUGUCCCAUCCUUAGUUAGAUCUGUGUUCUUGGUCAGCGCUCCACUGCACAGGCUGAGGCCCCCCGACAUCCACAGACCAAGGCUUGAUGAAAACAGAGAAGAAUGUUUGCUUUGGUACAUAUGCAAUUGCAACCAAAGUUUGCUGCUAGAUCCUGAGAAUCUCUCUCUCUCUCUACAUAUAUAUAUAAAUGCAAGUUAUCUGAUUAAAGCGUAAGUGGAUAGGUCCUUUUAUAAAGCAAAUUGUUGUUAUCAUUAUCAGCCUGUGAAUUUUAAAAGUGUGGCAUUUAAAAAGCAACGCUGAGAUGAAAGCCAAUUUUGAUGGGCAUCCUUUCUUAUGUCUCCUUCCUUAACACUAAGGGCCUGAAAGAGAUAACUAAGAAAUCACACUGAAGUCAUCUCUAGCAUGAAUCUUUUAACUCCGUUUUGACAAAACUUCUUGCCUAAAUGGUGAUAAGUAUAAACUGCCUGUGGUAUAUGGUUAUGUCUCAAUCAUCAGAUCAAAUCCUUUUUCUGAUUUUAGAAAGGUGAGGUGAGAGAUUUCUUCAGAUUGACCUUAUACCACCUGCUCCCCCACCCUCAGACAGGGGGCAUUUCUGGAUAGAUGGAUUCAGUUGUGGGGAGGCUAUAACUGUCAACACAGGAAAACUCAAGAAGCUUAGAUCCAAGAAAGACAGUGGGGUAGAACUUGGGGUGAUGUUGAACAACAAAAAAAAGUUUACAAGUGCUCUGUGGUUGCACUAAUGUAUAAUCACUGCCAUUUAAAGGAGGACAUAUACUUUAAAUGUAUAUUUCAAUGUGAUGUACUACUAUGCAGUGGCUUAUUGUUUUCUAUGAAAUUUUCAGAUUGUGGAGUUUAAUCAAAAUCUGUUGGUGGUCUACUUUUCCAUUGCAUCUGUCAACCUGUGUGAAUUGAGUUGUUAACUAUAUUUAAAAUAAUAUUGUGUACUUAAAUUCCCAAGUGUUGUGCAUUGGGACCACUUUGGGGAACUCUUGGGUUUUCUUGUUUUAUAACUUUUAAAAUUAAGUAAAGACUGGAUCAAAAUAUGCAAACUGGACCAUGAAAAACUUAUUUAGCUUUAUGCUUUGAGGGGCUUGGGGUAAAAACCCUGCUUAAGUACUGAGUAUUGUUUCUUGAUCUCUGAACUCAACAUAAAUAAUUGGAAUUUUUAAA